CUGGCGCGCCGCCCGCCUCCUGCGGGCUCUGGCGGCCGCUGAUAGGCGGCGGCGGCAGCGCCCCCCCGGCUGGGCCGCGGUCGGUGCCUGGCAGCCAGAGGGUCGGCGCCGCCAUCGCCAUGGGCACCCGCGACGACGAGUACGACUACCUGUUCAAAGUUGUGCUGAUUGGAGACUCCGGAGUUGGGAAGAGCAACCUCCUGUCCCGUUUCACACGCAAUGAGUUCAAUCUGGAGAGCAAGAGCACCAUCGGGGUGGAAUUUGCCACCAGGAGCAUCCAGGUGGAUGGGAAGACGAUAAAAGCGCAGAUCUGGGAUACGGCAGGACAGGAGCGGUACCGCGCCAUCACCUCAGCAUAUUACCGCGGUGCCGUCGGGGCUCUUCUCGUCUAUGACAUUGCCAAACAUCUCACCUACGAGAACGUGGAGCGCUGGCUAAAGGAGCUCAGAGACCACGCGGACAACAACAUCGUCAUCAUGCUGGUGGGGAACAAGAGCGACCUGCGCCACCUGCGCGCCGUGCCCACCGACGAGGCCCGCGCCUUCGCAGAAAAAAAUAACUUAUCUUUUAUUGAAACUUCUGCCCUGGAUUCAACAAAUGUAGAAGAAGCCUUCAAGAACAUCCUGACAGAAAUCUACCGCAUUGUUUCGCAGAAGCAGAUCGCCGAUCGGUCUGCGCAUGAUGAGUCUCCUGGCAACAACGUGGUGGACAUCAGCGUCCCACCAACCACCGACGGACAGAAAUCCAACAAACUCCAGUGCUGUCAGAACCUGUGACCUCCCGGAGAUGACUCUUGUGCCCUUCACUUCGUCUGUGCUUCGUUUAGAAACUUGUGUGCACUUCUUCUCUCCUGUGAUUCCGUGACUCCCUCUUUCCUCCUUUCCCCCGUUCCCAAAUCUCCCUUUUCAUCUUAGAGCUUUAAUCGUAGGGCUAACAUCCCCCUGCCUCCCAAAUCCCUUCAUGUGCUGACUUUUGGGCUUGAAAUGUAGGCACUGAUCUGAUAGACGUGUUUGUGUUGGAACAUCUGCUGCUGGGUAGUAUCACAUGAAACACUCUCCUCAAACGGUUUUGGUUUUAUUUUUGUGGUUAUUUGUUUUUCUGGGAGAGAAACCAUGGGGACUUGAAGAAAUAACUCCAUUGAGGUGACAAGGUUUUUUCCUCCCAUAGUCAGAUUUUUUCUUGUGUUUCUGUAAACAUGAGGGAGAAAUUAAAAGGAAAUAGCUGUCCUACCAAAUGCUCUCUUUUCUGUCCUUGAUAGAGUCUCACAGUGAGGUUUUCAGUGGCUGCACACACAUGAAAAAGCUGUUGAAAAUAACAUUACUUAUAAUGUAAUUACCCCUAAUACAGUUAGUCUGGCUGUGUAGUUUACCAUUCCCUGCUUGGGAAAUCUUUCUCUAUCCUUGUUUUAUUUGGGAACAAUGAAGUGUGUCUGCAUUGCUUUCUCUGCCACCACGAACGCCUGUGCUGCUCGUGCAGGCUUUACGGAGCGGCUUAAUAUUUAUUCAUGGCUUAUGUUAAUCAGUUAACAUUAUUGUACAGUAAGUGCCAGCAUAUUGAUUUCGGAAUCUUUCGCCAGGCUUAUUUUGUACUGUAGAUCAGUGUCUGCAAGCGGGAUCUUCUAUAGCUCCAGGAUUUUUUUUGCAUGCUGCUUUUUCUCUAGAUCUCUCCUAUCCCUGUUUGAGUGAGUGAAGCAAUAUUUUCAUGUCAUGUAUAUACCUGCACUUGUAAGGGUUUUGGUUGUUGUAGAGAAACACAAUACUUUAUACAUUUUGUAAAACUCCUGCAGAACCAUAGCAUCUUGAACCUUCUCGUCAUGAUCUUUCACUAUUGACCUUGUGCAUAAUCUUCUCGACCUCUACUAAAACGCGUAAUAUUAAGAUUUCACAUAAUAACUACUAACUUGUUGUUUUCCUCUUACUCUGUUUUACUGAAUUGCCGACUGUACUUCUCAAAUGAUUGUACUUCACCUGAUGUAACGGGUUUGUCGUCAGCAGGGCUAACUACUCGUACUCUGUUUAGCUGAAUGGGAAGAGUGUUAUCACAGCUUCGGGUGGUUGGUCGCUCGCUGGCUUGUGCAAAUCCUUUUGAUGGCUUUUCCUCGCUCACUAGCUCUUACACACCUGCAUCCCCUCCGGUAUACGCUGAAUGGUAUGAUGAGGCAAGUACUGGGUGACACUAUCUAAAGGAAGAGCUGGAGACCAUCUGCUCUCUGAAGGCCAGUGAAGCAGUUUGCAGUGAAUUCUUGCUGUGCCUCACCUGCCCAAUCCCACCUGCAGAUGAGUGAGUUGACUUUUCUGGUACAAAGCAAACAAACUGUGAAUCGUGCUCGAAGGGGAAAUCUGACAUUCCAGUCUCAACUGUUCUGUCUGGUUAUGUAAUAAAAUUAAGGGCGGUUAACUCUGA
Columba livia (rock pigeon) is the source of this 2403-nucleotide messenger RNA. It is a transcript of the gene RAB11B, whose product is annotated as RAB11B, member RAS oncogene family. The transcript is spliced from 5 exons. Gene Ontology annotation, molecular function: GTPase activity; GTP binding. Bases 120 to 776 code for a protein of 218 amino acids. Gene Ontology annotation, cellular component: Golgi apparatus; recycling endosome. Gene Ontology annotation, biological process: constitutive secretory pathway; regulated exocytosis. Lineage: Eukaryota; Metazoa; Chordata; Aves; Columbiformes; Columbidae. The record is from RefSeq and is a predicted model, not a curated record.